AUGAGUGUUUCGGACAAAAAUGAAAUUAUGCUGUCAUCAUUCGGGGUCGUGGCUGCUGUCCAAAUAUACACGGAGGAAGGAAAUCUAAAGUUGAAAAUAAAACCACAAGCAGGUCAAAAGGUUCAUGGCGUGGCAUUUCACUUUAUCAGUCGUAAAAUAAUUGUCUUAAGCUAUAUUGAGAAGAAAGAUUACCAUUGUCUCCAUUGUUACUCUGAGGCAGGCGAACUGGAGGCGUCGAUGUUUUAUCGUAAGAUAACUGACUGUGAGAAUGAACGUUUUCCUAAGAUCACAUCUCAUCCAAGUGGACCAGUUGUUAUUGUUAGAGGGAAAAGUAUCACCUAUAUAUAA
This is a messenger RNA of Paramuricea clavata, 348 nucleotides long. Lineage: Eukaryota; Metazoa; Cnidaria; Anthozoa; Malacalcyonacea; Plexauridae. The record is from the annotation of a GenBank genome assembly.